Molecule: messenger RNA, 300 nt
Organism: Strongylus vulgaris
Lineage: Eukaryota; Metazoa; Nematoda; Chromadorea; Rhabditida; Strongylidae
Source: the annotation of a GenBank genome assembly
AUGGAAACAGCAAACCCCAAAAUUUUAACCCCACCACCUGUAACUAAUCUUACUGGAGCGCAUGAAUCUGGAGAAACAUCUGGAAGCGGCGAUUGUCAGAGUUACGGCGAAUGCGAUGAGCAGCAGCCUCAAUGCAGUGGACAGCAAAACAACGAACAAGAGGAGAAAAGCACAGCGGAGGGUAGUGCCGCUGAUGUUCUGGAUGUGAGAGCUGCAGCGCAGGCUAAAAAGAAACCUGGUUUACGCCUUUCUGUUCAGUUGUUGUUCAAAUUCAUUCUUAAUGUAGCUUUUAAAAGGUAA